Neogale vison (American mink) is the source of this 2099-nucleotide messenger RNA. RefSeq lists its product as uncharacterized. NCBI's taxonomy places the organism in Eukaryota, Metazoa, Chordata, Mammalia, Carnivora, Mustelidae. The record is from RefSeq and is a predicted model, not a curated record. Bases 21 to 656 code for a protein of 211 amino acids. The transcript has 2 exons.
AACGAGGCUGAUUGUCGUCCAUGGGGGUCGAGGGCAAUAAAUGGUGCCAAACCCCGGGAAUGCAUAAAGGAUUCUUGCAAGCCACGACGCUGAUGAUGAUGAGGAUGAUCGUGGGGAUAAUGCUCCUCCUGCGGCAGACGCAAGCUAGAGCACUGUGGGCGGUGGUGAAAGCUUGGCCAUAUCCUUCACCGGUUACUGACUCCUCUCUUCGGUUCCCUCCUUUCUUUACUACCAACUCAACUAUAGGGCUACCUACUAUUCAUUUAACCAAUGAUAUUGCUAAGGCGUCUAAGAUCACUAUCCCCUUGUCGGGCACCCUCUGCUUUUCGCUAUACCUCAAUACAUCUGCAGAACUCCGCCCAGACUGUAUCCUCCUUAGCAAUCAGACCUUGGGACAGUUUCAACCUUUUAACCAUACUUCAGAUAAAGGCAAUGUUACUGUGGUCCAAGGCCUAGCCCCUGUAAAACCUCCUAAUGCCUUAGGGCCUUAUCAACCUAUUAAGCUGCCUAGAUGUACAUCGAAAAGGACAUGGCCGCCAGAAUGGUCCGGCUGCCAGAGCACCUUACGAUCAGUAUAUGUCAACUGUAAGCAUAGCCUUACCUUCACUCCACAUUUCCCUACUAUUAAGAAUUCAACCUUUCCUGGGUGUAAUUAAAUUAUUCCUAUCAAAAUCCUACGCUGGGCAACCCCUCAUCCCCUUUUGAUGCAUGGCUACUUUGUAACCUGUUUGGAGCGUGUACGGACAUCUCCGGAAAAUUCCUCAACUGUUCUUAUGAACAAAAUAAUACGGCAUCCUUUGAGAAUACAGUUAAAGUAAAUUGCCAUAAUAAUGCUACUGAUAAAAUAUAUCAACCCACGCCUGUAUGCAUGUCUCCACCCUUCCUCUUUCUUUUAACUAAUGAUAGUAUACAUACAGAAAACUUAAAUUGCACAGACAAUUGUUAUCUUUCCCAGUGCUGGAACGUUACAGCCUUUUCACUAGCUGUGGUAAUGCACAUUCCUACCUAUGUUCCCAUCCCAGUUUCCAUUCCAGAAGACAAGCUACCGGUGGUGCUAUCCAGGAAGAAGAGGGAUUUUGGAAUUACAGCCGCCAUCGUGGCAGCUGUGGCCGUUUUAACUGCAGCUGCUACUGCAGAAGCGGUAAACACCCUUGCAGAAGGAACAGUAGCAGCCCUUCGAACACAGACUCAGCUCAAUGCACAUUUGCAAGCCAGUAUCCUGAUAAUCAACCAGAGAGUGGACUUAAUACAAGAACAAUUGGACCUAUUGGGAGAAAUAAUGGGAUUGGGAUGUAUAGCACCUUUUUCGGCAAUCUGUUACUCCUAUAACUUACAAGAACACUAGCAAGAUACGAAAUGCCUCCCAACGGCUCUCCCAGUACUUGCAGGGAAAUUGGUCUGCAGAGUUCCAAAGUUACACCCAACAUCUGUUGAUAUAAAUAACCAGGAUUAAUAAUACCAGAGUAGAUAUUGUAAUUCUCCCAGAAAUGCUCAAAAUCCUAAAAGAAGCAUUCACCUUUGCAAAAGAAUGGACCAGCCUAUUCGGUGUUGUACUACUCCUCUUAGUAGGCAUAAUUCUGCUAGCAAGAAAAAUGCUUGCUUGGAGGCAACAGCAACAGGAACAACAAUGCGUAAUAGUGCAAGCCUUGGCAGCUCUCGAGACAGGCACUUCUGCCCAAGUAUGGCUGAGCAUGCUGGAUCGGUAGUCAAGGACGGGUAAGAUUGGUGGGGGAAAUAUACCAACCUAAGACAGGACACAGAUCAUUGAUAUCUGUUGUCUGAUGACGGGUAAGGGUAUUUCCCGCUACUGACAACCUAAGGCAGGCACGAUCCCCGCCAUAAUAGAAAAAAGGGGGAGAUGUUGGAGGCAGGCCCCUGGCCAGGGUGGCCUCCGCCACUAAAAGAUGGCGCCUGGCGAGCUGCCAAGAAAAGUUGCCUCAUAAGACUAAGCAGAACGCUCUAAGAGGAAGCGUAUAGCAUUGGUUGCUGGCUCAGUCAUCUUGCUUAGGCUCCCCCUGUGAUUUGCCCCCUUCUGUACCCUAUGCGCUCAUUGGCUGUGUGAGGAUAUAUAAGCAAGUCGCUGGAAAAAUAAAAAAAGA